CCCACCCUCACUUUAAAUCUAAAAGUUUCCACAUGCUUGGAACUAAGGUACCAAGCUGUUCCUAAACUGACAUGGCGACUAUUGGUGCGAUCCAAGGGCUGGUGUAAAUCAGAGAGAGCUUCUUCCGAAAGGAAAAAAGAGCCAGUUGCUAUCUCCCCAAUCCCAACAAUAAUUGUGCAUUGAUUAAGCUAGCAAGCUAUAGCAUCUCACCGGUCAACAAACCAUCAACUCCUUCCGUCUCCACCCUUCUCUCCUUCCCUCCCCAUCCCAAGGAGACAGGGAAAAAGAGAAUUCAGAUAUACCGAAAAAGACUCAGAGAAAACAGAGCAAAACCAACCAUCUCCCUUCCCCCAAUACUUUGCACUCAAGCACUUUGGUCCUUCACCAUUCUUUGAGCCACCAAAAAAAAAGAAAAAAGCACUUUAAGCAGAAGCUCUUACCACCCGACUCACUCUGCCAUCCUUCCACUGCCAUCAAGUAUCCCCCCCCCCCAUCCCAAUCGUUUGGCCCCAGAGACUCGUAUAGAUCUAUCUCAUUUGGCCCAGAAGAUAAACACCUCUGAGCCCCUUCUCUCGGACCCCGGCCAAAUCGGCCAUGGCCACCGUCGACAACCAGCAGACCUGGGUUCCCUAUGAGCCAAUUAAGGACUGUACCCAGGGCUUGUGUACCAUAUACUGCCCCCAGUGGUGCUACUUAAUGUUCCCACCACCUCCCCCCUUGGAGCUCUCGGACGACAGCUCCGGCCCCACCUUCUCCCCCCUCGUCAUCGCCAUCAUCGGCAUCCUCGCAAGCGCCUUCCUCCUCGUCAGCUACUACACCAUCAUCUCCAAAUAUUGUGGUGCCUUCGACUCCCUCCGCCGCCGGCUCCAAGGCCCCGGUGUGGCCGACCACGAGCUCGAGGACGGCCACGGCCAAUCCCGCCGCCACGAGUCGUGGAGCCUCUCCCCCUCGAACGGGCUCGAUGAGGCCUUGAUCGACAAGAUUGCGGUGUGCAAAUAUAGGAGAGGCGACGGGCUGGUCGACGGCACCGACUGCUCGGUGUGCCUCAGCGAGUUCAGGGAGGAGGAGAGCCUUCGCUUGCUCCCCAAGUGCAACCAUGCCUUCCAUGUUCACUGCAUCGAUACUUGGUUGAAGUCCCACUCCAACUGCCCCCUCUGCCGUGCCAAUAUCGUGUCGGUCAAUUCAUCGACCCCGCCACCGCCGCCGCCGCCGCCACCGCCGGCGGCUCCUCCCGAGCCGGAACAUACUUCUCCCGUGGCAGAAGGUGAACGAAGCUUCGAGGUUAUGGCUGUAGUUAUAGAAGAUUUGGACGGACGUGGGCAAACAGAGAUCCGACUGAGGAAUGAUGACGAGGUCCCUCCCAAGAACCACCCUUCUCGAAUCCUUUGUGAUUUGGAAAGGAUGGAGGAGAGUGAUUGUAUAAUCGAGGUCGGAGAUGAUGCUGUCCAACCGAUCAGACGAUCAUUCUCCCUGGACUCCUCGCAUCGAGGGCGGGUUUCGAUUGCUGAUGUCUUGCAAAAGAGCAUGGAGGAUGAAUUGUUAGCAGCUGCAAAGGAUCAUGGGUUUCCGGCUGGGAUCGGUUCAUCGACACGUUGCGGAGAAGAGCAUUGCAGGACUGGGGGCUCGCGUCGUGUUAUGAGCCCUGUCCCCAUGAAGAGAUCCGUCUCCAGUGAGAGGUUCUGCUUCACCAGGCAAGGAAGGGGAAGCAGUUCUGUCCUUCCAGUAUAAAAGAAUAUAGUCCAACUAGAAUAUAGCACGAGUUGUUGUUCUCAGUGAAAGUGUUCAUAGAAAGGAACAGAGUCUCAUUCUUCAGCUAUCCAAAAGGAAAGACCCUGCAUCCAUUGGAGUUCUUUGGUGUGGAAAUCCUCCAUGCAAUGCUUGAUAAGGUUCCCUAAUUGCUCUAUUUGUCAUGGAGAUUUAUGGAUUUGGUGGAGUUCGGAUGCUUUGGAAACUUCGUAUCAUAUGAUUUUUGAUUUCUUAUCGUCUGUUCUUUUACGAUUGCUUUGAGCUUGUGCAUGCACUCCUCUUCUUUUAUUUGCAUUUUUUUUUUUUUUUUGAAUGUCUAUAUAUAUUGCGGUCAUGCAGAUCAUUUGGUAAAUUAAAAUAGAGUGAGAGCUCAAGAUUUUUCUGAUGUUUUCAAUGGUGAGCUCUCUAUGGACUCUGAAAUCAGAGAAUGUUAUUCACGAUGUGUUCCUC
Messenger RNA from Elaeis guineensis (African oil palm), 2196 nucleotides. Its product is annotated as E3 ubiquitin-protein ligase Os04g0590900. Gene Ontology annotation, biological process: protein ubiquitination. NCBI's taxonomy places the organism in Eukaryota, Viridiplantae, Streptophyta, Magnoliopsida, Arecales, Arecaceae. The record is from RefSeq and is a predicted model, not a curated record. Gene Ontology annotation, molecular function: transferase activity.